GCGCCGCUGAGGCGGUGCCGCUGCGCGGGGCGGUCCGCCGGCAGAGCCGUACCGCUGCGCAGCUCUCGUCCCCGUAGCGCGGGGCGGCUGCGACAGCCGGGCGGGGUGUGCCUCGCGGGGCCGUGCCCCGGGAAGGGAAGGAGCCAGUCGCGGCGGCGGAGAACGCCGUGUGGAAGCCGUAGAGAGCGGUGAAAGGCUCGGCCGUGCGCGUUGCGCUGGCGGCGCUGCCCGUUCGUGCGUUAAACGUGAAGCGGUGCCAUCCUCCCAAACACGGGGACAACGUGCAGAGAAACGGAGCUGGCUUUCGUGCUGCCCGCGCCACGCAGCCGCUGCUGUAGCUGUUCCCUUGCAGCGGUACGGUCUGUCAGCUUCCUAUGACCGUAUCUCGCACUGCGUACCCUUCACGUUCCGUUUACAUCCUUACGAUGUAUUCGCAGUGUUAAAAUAGUCCUGCUAAGUGAACCAGCCGUUUUUAAACAACUUUUUAGAAAUGAUACAGUUCUCAAUGGAGGGCAAGAGCAAUUACCGAGAGGUGCAUUCAGCGUGAAGAAAUUCAGUAGCUGUGAAAAAUAACCCCCAAAUACAUGCUGCUGCUGGGAAGGCACUGAGUGACCACGGGGCAGCGCAGCAGUGGGAGCGGUGCCUGCAUCCUGGGAGGCACUUGGCUUUGCUUUGGAGGCCUCCGCCAGGCUCACAGAAACAUACAGGACAGCCCACUGCAGCUCACGCUUCUGCAUUUUCCUGAAGAAGUAAGCUUCUCUGGACAGGGGCCAAGCCCAGCACCUUCUGGUGGAGUCCGUUCUUCAGAUACAAUCUAGAGAAGCAGGCACUUGGCUUCCUGUGGCAUUCUGAUGACCAGGAUUUCUCCUUUGCAAGUCCCUGUGCUGAGCCAUACCUUCUCAAGAAGUUUCUUCAACAUUGCUGCACCGCUAGUAAAUAAAAGAAAAGAAUACUCUGAAAGAAGAAUUAUAGGUUAUUCUAUGCAAGAAAUGUAUGAAGUCGUUGCUGUUGUGGAGAACUACAAGCUCUUUGUGCCUUGGUGUAAAAAGUCAGAUGUGUUAUCGAAGCGCACUGGGUACUGCAAAGCACAGCUAGAAAUAGGCUUCCCUCCUGUAGUAGAACGGUACACAUCGGUUGUUACCCUGGUGAGACCACAUCUAGUUAAGGCAUCCUGCACCGAUGGAAAGCUAUUUAAUCACUUGGAAACAGUAUGGCGCUUCAGCCCAGGUAUCCCUGCCUAUCCAAGGACGUGUACAUUGGAUUUUGCAAUUUCUUUUGAAUUUCGUUCACUUCUACACUCGCAACUUGCUACACUGUUUUUUGAUGAAGUGGUAAAGCAGAUGGUUGCUGCCUUUGAAAGAAGAGCAUCCAAACUCCAUGGCCCUGAAACAAGCAUACCUCGGGAGCUAAUGCUUCAUGAAGUUCAUCAAACGUAACAGGGAAAAUUUCAACAUCCUCCACCAUAAACAUUUUUUUUGUACACCCCAUUUGUACAAGUGGUAUUAUGCUCCUUUUGGGGCACCUAUUUCAUAUCUGAGCUUUGUGUGUAUUUUCUACUGUACAAAACACGCACAUGUUCAGCUGAAUGUAUGUAUUCUAUUCAAGCUACUAUCAAGUGCAAUUCAGAGUAUUAUCAGUAACAAUCAUUAGCAUGUAAUGUAAUGCAAGGUAACUCAGGCUACCAUUUAUUAAUCUGCUAAACUGUUUCUGUAAUCAGUUCUUCUGCCUUAUCCAAGCUAGUCUUUUUUCGGUGUUGUAAUAUAUUAACUCAAGUUUUA
This is a messenger RNA of Numida meleagris (helmeted guineafowl), 1778 nucleotides long. RefSeq names its product coenzyme Q10B (gene COQ10B). Gene Ontology annotation, cellular component: mitochondrion. Gene Ontology annotation, biological process: cellular respiration; ubiquinone biosynthetic process. The transcript is spliced from 5 exons. The record is from RefSeq and is a predicted model, not a curated record. Bases 852 to 1436 code for a protein of 194 amino acids. Gene Ontology annotation, molecular function: ubiquinone binding. NCBI's taxonomy places the organism in Eukaryota, Metazoa, Chordata, Aves, Galliformes, Numididae.